Messenger RNA from Gambusia affinis (western mosquitofish), 4171 nucleotides. RefSeq names its product sialin. Gene Ontology annotation, molecular function: transmembrane transporter activity. The record is from RefSeq and is a predicted model, not a curated record. Gene Ontology annotation, biological process: transmembrane transport; monoatomic anion transport. NCBI's taxonomy places the organism in Eukaryota, Metazoa, Chordata, Actinopteri, Cyprinodontiformes, Poeciliidae. The transcript has 11 exons. The coding region runs from base 226 to 1746 and encodes 506 amino acids.
ACGUCCGGGUCUCAAACAAGGCGUAGCGCUUCUGCAUGGUUUGUUGAUCUGUGUUCCUCGAAUCGUUGUUCCUCAUGUGACUCUGUUGAAAAACAAGCUGCUUUGUUCAGUUUUUGCCUUGCCGGGAGAAGCUUUAUGUUUGUUUGCUUGAUUAGAAUUAAGAAGCUCAACAUGGCUCAGUGACAGCGACCCACCGACCCAUCCAGUCCGGCUCAGACGCCUGCCAUGCCGCUGCCCAAUGGCUGCUCCAUCAACACCGAUGAGAGCGGAGACACCGAGGUUCUCCUGGGGAAGGAGGCCGUUCCCCCUCGGUGCUGCUCGGCCCGUCUCAGCCUCGCCGUCCUCAUGUUCCUGGGGAUCUCCGUGGUCUACGGUCUCCGUGUCAACCUCAGCGUCGCCAUGGUCGCCAUGGUGAACGUCACCGACCCGGACGGAACCACGAACACCACGGCGGACCCGGCGUGUCCGCUGCCGGCGGGACCAGAAAACAGCAGCAGAGCCCUGCAGCAGCCGGAAGGGACCCCCCAGUUUCCCUGGGACUCAGAGACUCAGGGCUGGCUGCUGGGUGCCUUCUUCUUCGGGUACCUGUGCACUCAGAUCCCGGGCGGCUACCUGGCCGGUCACUACGGCGGGAAGAUCUUCCUGGGUAUGGGUGUGUUUGGCACAGCUGUCCUCACCCUCCUCACGCCGCUGGCUGCUGGGUGGGGGUCGCGCUGGCUGUUUGCUCUGCGGGCCCUGGAGGGUUUCGGAGAGGGCGUGACGUUCCCAGCCAUGAUGGCGAUGUGGACCCGGUGGGCUCCGCCCCUCGAGCGCUCCUUCCUGAUCUCCCUGUCGGGUGCUGGGGGAAGCUUCGGCGCCUGCCUGGCGCUGCCGCUCACCAGUUACAUCUGUGAACAACUGGGCUGGCCCGCUGUGUUCUACCUCUGCGGAUGCGCCGGGUGCCUCUGGUUUGUUUUCUGGUGCAUUCUCGUGUCCGACGACCCUCGAACUCACCGUCGGAUCAGUGAACAGGAGAGAGAUUACAUCAUAAACUCUAUUGGAGCUCAGGGCGAAGGUCACGGCUGGUCGCUGCCUCUUGUGUCCAUGGGGCUUUCCGUCCCGCUGUGGACCAUCAUCGUCACCCAGAUGUGCUCCAACUGGUCCUUCUACACGCUGCUCACCUCCCUGCCCACCUACAUGAACGACAUCCUGCACUUUGACCUGCAGUCGAACGGCUUCCUGUCGGCGCUGCCGUACCUCUGCAGCGUUCCGGUCUCUCUGCUGUCCGGCGUGGCUGCUGAUUGGCUCAUCAUGAGGCAGGUGUUCAGCAUCACCAACGUGCGCAAGAUCUUCACCUUUACAGGCCUGCUGCUGCCGGCGCUCUUCCUCAUCGCCGUCUGCUACGCCGGAUGCAGCCACAUCCUCACCGUCACCUUCUUCACGCUCUCCACCAGUUUAGGAGGGACCAGCUCCGCCGGAGUCUACGUCAACCAGAUCGACAUCGCUCCCCGGUACGCCGGAUUCCUCCUGGGAAUCACCAACACCUUCGGGACGAUCCCGGGUGUUGUGGCGCCCAUCGUGACGGGAUACUUUACAGAAGAUCACACCAUGGCAGGCUGGAGGAAGGUGUUCUGGGUCGCUGCUGGGAUCAACAUCGGCGGCGCCGUCAUCUACACGAUAUUUGGCACCGGGAAGAUCCAGGCGUGGGCCGUCGAGGAGGAAGAGAAGGAAGAAGAGGAAGAAGAGAGGGCAGUAGGUCCAAGUUGAGGAAAAACCAAAGAGAAGCAGCGAAGCUAAACGUGGCGAACGAUUUCGGGGAAUUAAUCCACAGACUGACCCCAACGUUCAGUUUUCACGUCUUUGGCAACAUUUUCUUCGUAAUGUUUACAUCACUUUAAAACUCUGUAAUUCGCCUCUGAUUUCUUACUUUCUUGCCUUCUAAUGGUUCUGAUUUCCUCGUCAUCAUUGAAGGUGGUCUUGCUCAGUGUUUGGGUUUAUUUUUGGACUUUGGCUGAUUUUUCACUCCGUAUCAGUCGAGUUCCCAACCGUUUUCAGAGGAAUGCUGUUAGUUUGAUCGCUAAGCCUGUUAGCUCCGACAUGUGAAUCGUUCAGGAGCAAAGAUGGAUGAAUCAGCACAACGAUGACACACAGCAGACCAGUUCACAAGUUAAACCGUGUUGCUGUGCUCAGAGUGGAAAUCAGAACCUUUAACAAAAACACCUCGUCCUUCAGUUAACCCAGAAAAAUUCCAGAAAUUCAACAGACAAGAUGAUUUCAAACUACAGCUACAAUAUCAGGAAAAAUGUUGAAUAAUUUGGUCCUAAAUAACACUAUUAAUUCUAAUAAAUCAGAGUUAAUCCAGUUUAUUCUAUAAACUUAAGACUUAAUAUUUCAGCUGAUAUGAUUCAUGGCUUUAGUCCCAGUAUUUUCUGGGUUUUUCUUCCGGUUUCUUAAAGACCAAAGUUGGAGUGACAUUUCUUUUGUCUCCUCCAGUUUAUUGAAAAUCUGGGAUGAUGUCUGAUAUUAAUGUUGCUCCUUUGCUGUUCUGCAUCAGAGUCAGUUGCUGUUUUUGCACAAAACUUUGUCUAUAUUCUGCUAAUGUUGAAAAAACAAAAUUUUGUAAUUCUGGUGUUUUGAUUCUAUAAGAAACACACUUAAAAUCACAGGUGGAUAACUUUAUUCACGUGACAAGUCAUUAAAAAUAAUAUUAAACGGUUACAUGAGAUGUAUUAAUAUUUCAGCGCUCGUCAUCUCUCAGCCGUCAGAGAAACGUCGGCGUCUUGUUGAGGCGUUGGAGAGAGAAACCUCUGAUAUUUGGGAACAGAGACGUUUAUCUGCAGCAUUUUGGUAAAACUAAAAAAAAACUUUGGAUUUAACUAUUAAAAAUUUUGCUGGACGAUAAAUUGUUGCAGAAGUUAUUGUGAUAUUGUUUUAAGACCAUUUUAAAGUAAUAUAAUGGUAAUAAUGCAAUUGAGUCUGAAGGCUAUUAAUAGAAAUCUAAAAUUCAGAACAUAAAAUCAUGAAUCCUGAAUUUUACUUGUUUUGAGGGUUUUUAUUUUUUUGAAGAAGUUUCUCUUCAGAUCUGAUUGGUUAAAAAAGUGAGGAAAACAAUUGCAUUAAAUUUAUUAUUAUCUUAUUUAGUUUCUCCUGGUUUCCAGAGGAAAAUAUCUCCUUCAUCCCAGUUAAAUUAUUUUAAAUUACUAUUAAAAUUAGAGGUAGUGUCCAACAGCGCCUCCUAGAGGUUUACAAUACAAUAACAGACACAACAGCAACGAUUCUAUUUAAACAUGUUGCCAAAUAAAAAUGCAGUAGCACUUACAAGAUUAUUUUAAACAUAUGAAAAGAAUGAAACAUUUUAAUGUGAGGACAUCUGAGCCUGCAGAUGCUGAGUGAAGUGGUGAAAUCAGGCAGUAACCGGAUCAUCUGAACUGUCAGUAAAAUGGCUGCUGAAUCUUUUCUGUCUGUUUGUUUUGCAGACAGACUGAAGCUGCAAAGAUCCUUCACUGUCUGCAGAUUCAAAGUUUAAUUAAUCUCAGGAUAAAAGUGGUUCAGGCUUGAGUUUGUUUAUUUAGAUCCUGUUUGAUUAUUAUUAAGAGUUAGUGAUGAUUCUUUUUUAAAAAGAUUAAGUCUUAAUUUCAUGUUGUUGUUUUUUUUACAAUUUAUUCCACAAUCGGUUUGUUACAUUGCUUUGGUCUUGGCACUUUUUAUUUGGUGUUUUAUUUUUGAAAUCAAUGUUUUUGUUUACUUAUUUAACCCCAAACUGCACAUAAGCUGCUCAGAAACGUUUCAGUGUUACUGAGAACAAGACGAAGUUUUCUGUCUUCAGUUUGACCAAAUGUGUGAAGGAAAAACUGGAAUUUAAAGUGUCGUUCAUUUAAAUGAAACUCUUCAGGCGGGACCAGAUGAAGCACUUUCACCAGCAUCACUUAGACUGGAAGCACUUUUCACUUCAACAUUUUAAUAAAUGUGAGGUUUUGUUAUUUUACAAAUUCAAUUGUUUUGUUUUUAUAAAAUAUAAAAAUAUCACAAUCUCUGCAAAUGUUUGCAGAGAAAUAAUUUCCAUGUUGAUGUUUAUAAAUGGGUGUCAAAUGUUCUUCUGUGAUCUGAAAAAGAUGUAAAAUAUAUUUGGGUUUUUUUAAAAGAUGGGAUUAAAAAGAUCAAAUUGCUGAAGAUCAGCAGAAAUUCUCUAAAA